GAAAUGGGACGGCCAGGAUCCAAAGUGACGCUGUCACUUAGGCCGAAGUUUAUCAACUCUUGACAAAAAGUAAAUUAGAGGCUUGGGAUGGAGCUGUUGCCACGAGCACCCUGAAUUGCGAGAAGGUUGAGCAUUUGGGGAAGUUGCUGCCUCUGCACUAGCAGGUUUUUUACAGCAUAGACAUUGCUCCUUCUGUCUGGAACAGCUCUGCAGGGCUUUUUUCCCCCUUUUUGCUUCUCAUGCUUGAUUAUUUCCUGACUGUACAGUGGGAUGGGUCUGUUGCAAAAGAUCCUAGUUCCUUUUGUAGGAUUGCUCUUGGCCUUCUGGUUUUAUUCAGGAAAGGAAGAUUUUAAACCGGAAAUGCUGCAAGGGAAGCGUGUGAUUGUUACUGGGGCAAGCACAGGAAUCGGCGAACAGAUGGCAUACCACCUGGCACGCAUGGGUUCCCACAUACUGAUCACUGCGCGGACAGAAGCCAAGCUCCAGAAAGUUGUCACUCGAUGCCUGGAGCUGGGUGCGGCAUCUGCCAGCUACAUGAAUGGCAGCAUGGAAGACAUGGGGUUUGCUCAGCAUGUGGUAAAGAAAGCAGAGGAGUUAUGGGGAAGCCUAGAUAUGCUUAUUCUGAACCACGUUACCGCUGCAAACUUCCGUUUUUUCAAUAGUGACAUUGAACAUGUGCAGAAGAUCCUCAAUGUCAAUUUCCUUAGCUAUGUAGCCAUGGCAGUUGCAGCUCUUCCUAUGCUCAAGAACAGUGAAGGAAGCAUUGUAGUGGUUUCGUCCCUGGCAGGCAAAAUUGGCUUCCCAUUUGUGGUUCCCUAUGCUACUGCUAAGUUCGCUCUGGAUGGAUUUUUCAGCUCCUUGAGGCAAGAAUUAGUUAUGCAGAACACUAAUAUUUCCAUCACGCUCUGCAUCCUUGGACUCAUCAACACAGAUACUGCAAUGAAAGCUACUUCUGGAGUAUUCAGCUCUUUCACAGCUGCACCAAAGGAAGAAUGUGCCCUAGAAAUCAUUAAAGGGGGAGCCCUGCGCCAACGGGAGGUUUAUUAUGCAUAUUCAACUGUAAAGAUCCCUCUUUUGUUCCGGGACUGGUUUCCAGAGCUCCUGGAUUACAUCAUCAGGAUGAAAUAUGAUGUGGGAAAACUAAAAGGAAAUUAAUGAUUUUUGCUGAUCUCUCUCAUGCUACAUAGGCCUGUGGUGCUGAAGCUGUACCCCCUUUUAGCUCAGGCUGUCUCUGAGGGCCUAACUAAGAUGGAACAUUGAGAGACCCAAAAUCAGAUUAUCCCAAUAUGUUUUUUUUUUAAAAAAAUAGAACUAAUAGGCAUGCAGGGCUCUAAUUCAGGUGGGGAUGAAUGGAAGGAAAUGCGGUUAACUUUUUGAACUGUAUCAGUUGAAUCCCCCCCCCCAAAAAAGCCUGUUAGCCUUGGAGUAAGAAAACCCUCCAAGGCUAACAUGUCUGUAGGUGGGCAUAUUUUACUGGUGAGACCUUGUGGGUGAAGAGCCUGCUAUCUCUGUCAUGGUUCCCACCCAAAUUGGAGCCCUGAGUGGCUGUUUUUAUUUAAUAAACACUGGGAAGUUCUGAUUGUGAUACUCUCAGCCUCUUGUCUAGUUAGGCUCUCUUCUAACUAAUACAGUGAUAGAUCCUGAAACGGUGGGCACCUGUUGCUAUUACAUACACAUCUGCAAUCCAUUGUUGUAUAUUGGGAUUCUAGGCUGCAAACAUGCCUGUUUUCUGAAAUGGUGCAAAGAGAUUCAACUAAUUAGAUAACUUUGGAAUGCAUGCUCAUGACAGCUGUUUGGAUUUGGUAUUUCUGACCGGCAUCCUCAUGGUAGCUUCUCAUUAGGGAUGAGUAGAUUCCCCCCUCCCCAUUCUGUUUGUGGGUUUUCUCUGCCUUACAUUCUUCUAUGCUUGUCAUGUGGUUUAAGACUUUAUAAACUUAAUUUCAGAACUGGCACAUGUAUCAUUUUCUGCAGCUUUCAAUUCAUGUCUUCUGAAGUUCACCAGUGACAAUGUGAUCGAUUCAAUCAGUGUGGAAAUAAUCUGAUGCAAUCAUACCAAGAUUUCUUCUUGCACCAGUUGCUUCAGUUGGGUACAUAGUAACAUUAGCAACCUGCAAGAUUUACAGAUGCAAAUUAAAAGCUGCAGCAAACUGCACAAUUGUGGCGGACUGAAUGAAAUCUAGAAAUUAAAACAGAAAACAGAAGCACAGUGGAUCGCCAAGAUAUUGGUGCCACUCCAAAAAUAAGAUCAGGCAAUUUGGAAUACUAGCACCCAGAGAAAGACAUAUAUGUAGAGAAUUUCAUAAGAAUCCAUAUUUCUCAUGUUCUGAGCUAGGUACUUUAGAGAAAAACAAGACACGAGGAAAGAAGUCUGUGUUGACAUUAUUUCUCUCCCUCAGGUGUACUCUGCUGGGUCUGUAGACAAAUGGGUGAAUACUGCAAGUGGCAUGAUGCAAUUUAACUAACAAAAUGAAAUGAAAUAAGAGUGACAAUGAAAGUCUGCACAAAUGUGAAAUUAGGCCGAGUGUUCAUUUUUUAAAUUCAGCUGUGAUGGAUAUUUCAAGAGAAGGGAGCAAAGCCAUCAAAUGUUAAAGACAUCAUGUGAGCAAUACUCUUCCCCCCUUUUUAAAAACUAACUUCCCCUAAAUCCAGGAGAAUCUAUAUUCUGUAGAAAAAAAUAACAAGGGAAAAAUCAGAAAAGUAAAAUUUUGCAAUAAGAUUUGAAUUAAGGAAAUUGCUUUAGAAAGUUCCUCCAAAUACAUUUUAGCUCUAUUUACACAGAAUGAGGACUCUUGAGACCCAGGAACAUCUCUGUAUAAAAGAAUAUUUGCAAUGUUUCUCCUAGUGCUGUCAGAUUUAAAGAUUCCUAGUCUCUUCCAGCCAAUAAAAUGAAAUUAUGUUCUUUUUGCAUCUGAUCUUUUAAAGUUACUGUUUACUUUCAUUAGUAUAAAAGCAAUGUUUUUUUGAAUUAGGACACACAUUGGGACCCAAAAAUGGGUUGUGACUCUCACAGAUGGAUAGUGAGGGCAGGAAAGAGAAGGAGGAACAGGGUGAUCUGGGAAGCUGGGUGGCGAAUUUGGUUUGUCUUUGCACAAUGUAAGAAGUACCUAUGAAAUACAGCCCAUUGCUCACUAAUGCUAUGUAUUUAUAAAUGCUAAACAUGAAACAUAGAAAAUAAAUAAUUAUGUGACA
Molecule: messenger RNA, 3189 nt
Organism: Eublepharis macularius
Lineage: Eukaryota; Metazoa; Chordata; Lepidosauria; Squamata; Eublepharidae
Gene: HSD11B1
Product: hydroxysteroid 11-beta dehydrogenase 1
Exons: 6
Coding region: 271-1155 (294 amino acids)
Biological process (GO): steroid catabolic process
Cellular component (GO): intracellular membrane-bounded organelle; endoplasmic reticulum membrane
Molecular function (GO): steroid binding; 11-beta-hydroxysteroid dehydrogenase (NADP+) activity
Source: RefSeq, a predicted model, not a curated record